Stegastes partitus (bicolor damselfish) is the source of this 3154-nucleotide messenger RNA. RefSeq names its product coronin, actin binding protein, 1B (gene coro1b). NCBI's taxonomy places the organism in Eukaryota, Metazoa, Chordata, Actinopteri, Pomacentridae. The coding region runs from base 356 to 1885 and encodes 509 amino acids. Gene Ontology annotation, biological process: cell migration; actin filament organization. The transcript is spliced from 12 exons. Gene Ontology annotation, molecular function: actin filament binding. The record is from RefSeq and is a predicted model, not a curated record.
CGUGUCUUUGACACAUCCUGCCAUGAGCGGAAGUGUCUGGGAUUCUGCUCAAUCCAUCUCUCCAAAACAGUCGUCUGUAAAGGCAGACUGGGGCGAACGGCGUCUGUUUCUCUUUCCCCACACCGUACGCAUUCGUCGGGCUCCAUUCAGUGUCGAAGUGCGCCAUUUAGUGUGGCUUUAACGGCGCAGGACAUGCUCUAACAGGUCUGCGCAGUCGACGUGAACGCCUGCCUGGACACAGGAGAGGAUUAAGUUACUGCUGCUGGCGGCGGAUUAUUUUAUUGGCCUCAUCCUCUCUAGCUCGACUAUUUGGUGAUCCUUUUUCCAAUUAAUAGAGGUCGCCCAAAAGCCAGAUAUGUCUUUCAGGCGAGGUGUGGUCAGGCAAAGCAAGUUCCGCCAUGUGUUCGCCCAGGCAUGGAAAGCCGAGCACUGCAUCGACGACGUCAGAGUGUCCCGGGUGACGUGGGACAGUCCGCUCUGCGCGGUCAACCCCAAAUUCAUUGCUGUUAUCAUCGAAGCAGGUGGAGGAGGGGCCUUUCUCGUUGUUCCCAUCAGCAAGAGUGGCAGAAUUGACCAGUCCUGUCCCACCGUCUGCGGUCACGCAGCACCAGUGCUGGACAUCCAGUGGUCUCCUCAUGAUGACAACAUCAUCGCAAGUGCCUCAGAAGACUGCACAGUCAAGGUGUGGCAGAUCCCCGAUGGGGGACUUACAAGUCCGAUGACGGAGGCCAUUGUGACUCUCGAGGGACACAGUAAGAGAGUGGGAAUCCUGGCUUGGCACCCAAGUGCCUUCAACAUCCUCCUAACUGCAGGUUGUGACAAUGUGAUGUGCGUGUGGAACGUGGGCACAGGGGAACUAGUGUACCAGCUGAGCGACGCCCACCCGGACCUCAUCUACAGCGUCAGCUGGAACAAGGACGGCAGCGCUGUCUGUACUGUCUGCAAGGACAAGGCCCUGCGUGUCAUUGACCCACGAAGAGGCACUGUUCUCAAGGUCAGAGAAAAGGUCCAUGAUGGUACCAGGCCUAUGAGAGCAGUGUUUCUCUCAGAUGGAAAAAUCCUGACCACAGGAUUCAGCCGUAUGAGUGAGAGACAGCUGGCCUUGUGGGAUACGAAAGAUCUCUCGGAGCCAAUGGCCAUACAGGAAAUGGAUACGAGUAAUGGAGUUCUUUUGCCCUUUUAUGACCCUGACACCAACAUGGUCUACCUGUGCGGAAAGGGGGAUUGCACCAUCCGAUACUUUGAAGUGACCGACGAAUCCCCGUACGCUCACUUCCUCAGCUUAUACAGCAGCAAAGAGCCACAGAGAGGCGCGGGGUUUCUUAGUAAAAGAGGCGUGGACGUCAACAAGUGUGAAAUUGCCAGGUUCUACAAGCUGCAUGAAAGGAAGGUGGAACCCAUUUCUAUGACUGUACCACGAAAGUCAGAUCUCUUCCAGGGAGACCUUUACCCGGACACGGCCGGCGUGGAGCCAGCUCUCCUGGCCGACGAGUGGAUCGCCGGGCAGGAUGCGCCGCCGCUGCUGGUGUCUCUGAGCAGCGGUUACACAGCUCCCCCAUCCAAACACAGAGACACCCACAGAAGCAAGCCCAAGCUCACCUCUCAGGACUCCGGCAGCGGGGGAGGCACACCUUCAGCGGGCAACGUAGCCGCUCCCGCGUCCACACCCGCCACUGCUGCCAAGGAGACGGAAGAAGAGGCGCCACAGCCGCGAGUAGCCACGAGGGAGACGGACGGGAACGCCGAGAGGCCGAAGAGAGAGGACGACGUGUUGAACGAGCUGCUGGCGGAAAUGAAGGCUUUGCGGGCCGUCGUCCUCGCUCAGAGCCAGAGGAUUGAGCUGCUGGAGAGGCAGCUCGCUCGCAUUGAAGACGGGGACGUGUGAGAGAGCAGGAGGCUCACCACAUGUGGACGGCAUUCCAACUAAAUCCAUAGACCAUAGCCUUACUAGAAUCAACAGUACCUUAAGCUGUGUGAGUGGAAGGAUUUAGUGUAAUGUAGCGGCUAACUGUGACUCACACGACUAGGUGAACUAUUGUGAUUUUUUUUAAUUUUUUUGGAUGGAUUUCCAGGUUGUGGUUUAGAAAUGGGUGUCGUGUGCACAGAGUGAAAUUUGACAGUAAGGAUUUUUUUACACGGCGGUGCUAGAGUGCAGCUUUGCAAAAUCCUUGCUUUAAUUUUGAAGGAUUUCCAAGGAGCUACUGUGACAUGAUUGCCGCAAAUUAAUGCACAAAACGGUAACAAAAAAGCAUUAUAUUAAAGCUAAUGAAGGUUGACAUACUAUAGCAAAGCGAGUACCUCCGAUUAUGAUUUAUUUUUUUCCUCUAAAGCACUCAGAAAUGUAACCAUUAUGGCUAUUUAAUCAGGUAGUUUAAGCUGCUAAACUGUCAUGUCAUAUCAAACUCUAAAUUGCUAACUCAUCGUGUGACUUGUGCUUCGUUCUACUACUUCAUUAUAGAACACAGUGUGUAAAGUUUUUACAUUAGAAAAAUCUUCUGGUACAUUAAUCAUGAUCUUGACAGCGAGAGUUGCGCGAAUGAUAGCGGAGGAGAGCGUAGUCGGAUAUUUAUGUGUAAUGUAAUUCUGUGUAGUCUUUGAAAAAUGAAAAAGGUAACACUUGUGAUUUUGUACCCCAUGUUGUCAGGCGAGAACAGUGGCUGUGUAGAGUUUUCCGUAACACCAUGAGGCAACAGUUUCGCCCACAUUGUCAUUUACAUAUGCAACUUUUACUUCCUUGUUUUUUUUGUUGUUUUUUUUUUUUUUACAUGUGUGGAAGGGCUGCAGUAUAGUGUCCCCCCCCCUCCCCCUCAAAGAACCAGGAUCUUUGAUAGCCAAUUUGCAGAGCAAGAAAAGUUAUGUAAGUAUCGCUUUGUGUUUGCAGCCACAAGAGGUACGAGUUACAAUGAAAUGUGAAACAGUUGGUGUUAGAUGGAGAGCGCACAUUAUUUGUGGGGUUUUUUUUUUUUGCAAUUACUGUACAUUUAGAGGCAUUACUUUUGUUACAGUAUUCGGUAACAAUGGUACAUUCCACGUCAAGUUUAUCCCUUUACUACUUUCUUUAUGCACUGACCUCUGAAAACUAACUGUAAAACCAGUAGCAGGUUGAAUGAGACUACAUUGUGUAAAACCAUUAAACACUAAUUCCUACUUUGUA